This is a messenger RNA of Terrapene triunguis (Three-toed box turtle), 1227 nucleotides long. RefSeq names its product RING finger protein 112-like. The record is from RefSeq and is a predicted model, not a curated record. Gene Ontology annotation, biological process: protein homooligomerization; endoplasmic reticulum organization. Gene Ontology annotation, molecular function: GTP binding; GTPase activity. The transcript is spliced from 9 exons. The coding region runs from base 1 to 1227 and encodes 408 amino acids. NCBI's taxonomy places the organism in Eukaryota, Metazoa, Chordata, Testudines, Emydidae.
AUGUUGAAGCGACUCCAGGAGGACAUCACCUGCUCCAUCUGCCUGGACAUCUUGGAGGACCCCAUCUCCAUCGAGUGCGGCCACAACUUCUGCCGGGGCUGCCUCUCAGCUCACUGGAGUGGGGUCUCAGCCUGGGGGUCCCAGUGCCCCGAGUGCCGGGCUCCCUGCUCCAGGGACAGGAUGACCCCAGACACACGUGUCAAAAGCCUGGUGGAGAAAAUCAGAGACCUGCCAUGCAAAGAGACACUGACAGCAACAGUGACAGCAAGCUCUGAGCAGGGGCCGGGGGCUCAGCUGGAGCCGGGCCGCCCGGUGCAGCUGGUGCAUCUGGACAAGGAAGGGGGCCUGACCCUGGAUGAGGAGGCCCUGAGCCGCUGCCUGGAGCAGGGUGGGGUGGAGGACGCCCCCGUCUGCCUGGUGUCCAUCAUCGGGGAGCAGCGCCGGGGAAAAUCCUUCCUGCUGAACUACCUGCUGCGUCGGCUCCGGAGCCCGGAUGUGAAGGACGGAUCCUGGAUGGGCCGGGAGGAGGAGCCCCUGGAGGGGUUCGAGUGGCGAGUUGGCGCCCGCAGCGUCACCAAGGGGGUGUGGGUGUGGAGUCAGCCCUUCUGGGUCCCCACCGAGUGGGGGAAGGUGGCCGUGCUGCUGGUCGACACCGAGGGCUCCAUGGACAUUGCCAGAGACAGGGAGACCAGCAUCAAACUCUCCGCCCUCUCCAUGCUGCUUGGCUCCUACCAGAUCCUGAAUGUUUCCAGCCAGAUAAAGGACCCUGAUCUAGAAUAUCUGGAGAUGUUUCUGCACGUGGCCGAAGAGGUGGGAAAGGAAUACGGGCUGGAGUCCAUUCAGCACCUAGACCUGCUGGUGCGGGAUUGGAGCAACUCCACGGUCCUUGGAAGUGACGGUGGGAAGGAGCAUCUGAGAGACGUCCAACAGAUGCUGGAGGAGACGUCCCCUUGCAAACACCCCAAGGCCCUGGAAGCACUGAGCAGAAGCAGCACCCGCUGUUACCUGAUGCCUUUCCCUGGCAAGCGGAUCAUGACUGGGAGCCAGGGAAGCUUGAGAGACAUGGAUGAGGAUUUCCGGGACAGCCUGAGGGACUACGUCACCACCCUGGUGGGCUCGGCCAGUCGACACGUGUGGAGGGACCGGCAUGGGGCGCUGCUGACCGGGACACAGCUCGCUGCUCGGAUAAUGGUGGGGACUGGCCAGCUGGGGAUGGGGUCUCAGUAG